AUMCAAAGAAACACAACACCAAUGUACCGUGCACCAGAAAUGGUUGACUURUAUAGCAAUCACCCRGUCACAGAAAAGGCUGACAUAUGGGCACUAGGAUGUAUUCUUUUCUACUUGUGUUUCAUGGAACACCCAUUUGAAGAUUCUGCCAAACUUAGGAUAAUUAAUGCCAAAUAUACCAUCCCAGAAAUGGAUCGAACWUACAAUGAAUUCCAUCCCCUUAUUGUUGCUAAAUCUGGUAUUAUAUUCCAGGAUGGCCGAGUAUCGUCAGGUGUUAUGGUUGCWGCUUUCUUCGUGUUCUGUAAACUGUUCAAAAAUCCCAACGUUGCUGCAGAUAUGUUUAGUAUACGACGAUGUGGAAUAGGCCACAAAGUUUCUCUAACACCUUCCCAAGAAAGGUAUCUUUUGUACAUAACACAGCUCAUCAACAAUCCCAGUAUAAGACCGCAAAUGUCUGCACUAUACAUCAAGUCAGUCACUAUGAACCCAGUACCUGCCUUUAACAGAUCGAGAAAUGGAUGUAGACCGUUCAUAGAAGUUUAUCAAGGUGAAAAACGGACGCUCACUACUGUGCAAGAAAUUGAAAAAAUGAGGGAGUUUACGCUUAGUGAUGGCAAAGUGACUUUCCCGGUAAACUUGACAUUAAUCGGUGACGUCACGAUCAUCGUGUAUCAUGGAAGAUCGACUCUUGGCGGGAAAGUCCAGGGCAAGAUGGCGUCUAUCAGAGUAUUCCAAGUACAGUUUCACACUGGAUUCAUCAAUCCUAAUGCAACAAAGCUUAAAUAUUCCAGGGCUGAAUUAGAUGUAUCGAAAGAAAGCGAAACGAAAUUCCCCAAUCGAUUUUGUGUCACUCUUGACGUCAGUAUCGACACGGACCGCGUUAGUAGCACAACUCACACGUGGGAUACCUUGAACCCAGAGAGACUGGGCCCUAACGUGUGUUUCUCGUCCAAGGAAGAGUUUUUGGAAUGUCAAGAAGAGUUCGUWAAUGCCGAUGAUCGCGAGUCUUCUAUGACAUUUCACGCCGUUCACGAAAAUCGGCCGAGCUCACCCGAAGUAGACACGAGUCCCGAUCGGCCAACUUCGGUUCCCCGCGUCGAUAGUUCUGCAUCUGAAGAGUCGAGAGACGAACAUAGCGACGACGAAUUCGCGAAAGAAUUUUUCAACUUACGGUCGUCUAAAGGAUCAACAGAAGUAGCUCAAGAGGCACUUGAAGGGGAUUACUUCACGAGCAAGGAGACGAAUGGGC
Exaiptasia diaphana is the source of this 1249-nucleotide messenger RNA. RefSeq names its product cyclin-G-associated kinase. The annotation marks the transcript as partial. Gene Ontology annotation, molecular function: protein serine/threonine kinase activity; AP-2 adaptor complex binding; ATP binding. Gene Ontology annotation, cellular component: cytoplasm. Gene Ontology annotation, biological process: regulation of clathrin-dependent endocytosis; positive regulation of Notch signaling pathway; protein phosphorylation. NCBI's taxonomy places the organism in Eukaryota, Metazoa, Cnidaria, Anthozoa, Actiniaria, Aiptasiidae. The record is from RefSeq and is a predicted model, not a curated record. The transcript has 8 exons.